CGUGACCCGUCCCGUUCACAUCACACUUUCUCGUAGGUUGAGUUCAUCUGAGGCAAGCACAUGGUGUGUACCCUUUUGUCUGUGAUCGCAGAAUUCCUUCGAGUCAUGGCCGAUAAAAGCAGAGGUAAUGCCGAACGUACGUUCAUUAUGGUCAAGCCUGAUGGUGUCCAGCGUGGUAUAAUCGGAGAAGUUAUCAAGAGGUUUGAAUUAAAAGGAUUUAAACUGGUUGGCAUGAAGUUUUUACAGGCAUCAGAAGAUCUUUUAAAAGAACACUACAAGGACUUAGCAAGCAGACCAUUUUAUCCAGGACUUUGUAAAUAUGUGUCAUCAGGACCUGUAUGUGCUAUGGCAUGGGAAGGUAAAAAUGCAGUGAAAACUGGAAGGUUUAUGUUGGGAGAAACCAACCCU
Molecule: messenger RNA, 408 nt
Organism: Saccoglossus kowalevskii
Lineage: Eukaryota; Metazoa; Hemichordata; Enteropneusta; Harrimaniidae
Product: nucleoside diphosphate kinase A-like
Biological process (GO): CTP biosynthetic process; GTP biosynthetic process; UTP biosynthetic process
Molecular function (GO): nucleoside diphosphate kinase activity
Source: RefSeq, a predicted model, not a curated record